CAAGAAGACCUAGUAGAAACGAAAUGUCACGCGCGUUCCUUAUCGAUUGAUACAAAAUAGCCUUCAUUUUCAAGGUAAGGGAUACAAGAUGUUGCAACUUCAAUUGUCCCUUAUCAGAGGCCUCCGUCAUAAGGUCGUCGCCACAUCCAUAUUCCACCUACUCAACAGUCUGAGAAAGUCUACAUCAAGAGUAGUGGCAUUCAUGUCGUUCCUUCGCGUCCUCUCCCGUCCUCGCUCUCAUUUCUUCCCUUUCCCCUCCGUCCGUCCGUCCGUCCGUCCGACCGUCCGACCGACCACCUCUUUUUCUCCGGAGCAGCUCCCGUUCAGCAGAGUUGGAGGCCUCCUUGCGUUGAGUGGGCGUGCACAUGACUAGUGGCUCUGAUACGAGGUCGAACGGCGUGCAAAAGAGGCUCCCAGUCACAGGCAAAGACCCAGUAAGGCCGUCCGUCACGUCGGUUGUACAGAUACCUUCAUAAGCACAUCUGGAUGCAGCUGCAAACAUUUCCAGAGGCUGAGGGAAAAAAACCUCGAAAAGCCAUUUCACAGCACAUAAUCGAAAAUAUGUUGUUCCAAUAAAGAGUGGCCCAUUGCGUAUCAAAAUGUUCAAGAAUGUCUUCAAUGUGCAGUUCUGUGAUUUUGAUGGGUUUUGUGACUUGUGUCAGAUCUUAGAAAAAAUCUAAGAUAGUGGCGGUCAAGUACCAGGGGCUAGAAACCAUUGAACGACUAGCUUUGUUGGAUCUUGAAAUGAUUCCAAUCCUUCGACGGUGAUCAACAACAUGUUCUGUCGAGGCCUGAAAUGGGGAAUAUGGACAAUCGUGAUUCAUGUGUUAUUGAUUCCCCCGGGUCAGGGCCUUCGAGUGACGGGGUCAUUCGAUUCGAACGAUUUCUUCCUCUUCCUGGCCAAGUUUGGCUUCCAAAAGACCGAACUUAGUGACAAGAAUGGUACUCAAGGUUUCUUGUUUGGAAAUGUGACAAUAAAAGGCUCCUCAGAGCCGUCAAAUGUGCAUAUGACUCUUGCGGUGUUAGAUCGAGGAUAUUUCCUAGAGUAUUAUGGUAAUCGUAGUCUCUUCAGCAAAGACAAAGCUUGCUCCAAAAUGUUCGACAAGAUCUCGACCAUUGCCUACGAUGCAGACUGCCAAGACGAAGGUACACAAGACUUUUUGCGACGUAUACCCUGUCCAAAGGAAGGAAUUUGUCCAGACGAAGAUAAUCCUGGUAAUCUAGUCGAAGCUUCCCAAUUGACUUAUCAUAUUCAGGACUCCGUGCAAUCCAGAUUUUGGUAUGUUAGUUUGGUGGCUUGUUAUAGAGAUAAAUCCACGUGUUCAUGGAAGCCUGUGUCACAGCGCAUUGAAGUCGAUUAUGAUUUAUGGCUUGUCAAUGGAAACUCAGACGGUAGUCGCCAUCAAAACGUAUUUCGAUACCAAUAUUCCUAUGAUGAACAAGAUGUGUAUAGCUUCUACUUGGUUCUUCUGCUCAUCUAUACCAUUCUGGUUCCACUCCAAACCUAUGCCAACACCCGACAACGGCAUCCAAUCACCCGGUUACUUAGCUUUGGUCUCACCACAGAGUUCGUGGCAUUGUUGGCCACAAAUGUUCAUCACAGCAUUUUCUCAUCGAAUGGUCGCGGAAUCCCAUGGUUAGCAACCAUUGGAGAGAUCGGACAAAUAUUCUCUCAGUCUUUGUUUAUGAUGUUGCUCCUUCUUUUGGCCAUGGGCUGGGCCGUCACGAGACAAGAGCUUAAGUGCAAGAUGCUGAUCUUCACCAUUUGGCUCACUUACUCCAUUGUGCAUUGCCUCCUUUUCAUAUGGAAAAAGGUUGAAGUUGAUGUGGUUGAGGAUAUUGAACAGUAUCAAACAGCUCCUGGGAUUAUCAUUCUUAUCCUGAGAAUCGUGGUGAUGGUUACUUUUCUUGUUUCGCUCAGGGACACCAUGCUCCACGAGCACAACGUGGAACGACUGAAUUUCUUCCUACAUUUUGGAGCAGCAACUCUGGUCUGGUUCAUCUAUUUGCCCCUUAUGGCCAUUGUUGCCAUGCAAAUUUCUGCCUUAUGGAGAACCAAGUUCAUCUUGGGCAUUACCUAUUCUGCAGAUACAUUUGCUUACAUCGUGCUCAUUCAUCUAUUAUGGCCCAGCAGGAAGGAGCAGUAUUUCCUACUGGCAGCGCAGGACGACUCUGUUGAUGAGUUAGAAGAAUUCAAUGAAGCUCCCAAUAUUUUGCAUGACAAGCUUGGAACAAAGCAAAAGGCCGAGUUGAGAGGGUCCCACAGGUUCUCGGUGCCUUUCCAUGAUAACACUCCUGUGAUAACAAGACAAUCUCAUGAUGAUGAUUCCCCACAAUCAUCCAUGUCACCUUUUGGUGAACUCGUGAGUUUGGAUUAAUGACCUGAAGAGGACAUGAAACUCUCCUUAAUUGUAACAAGUAUUGUAUAUGAACAUAUUUUUCCAACUUGAAACAGACAUUGUGAAACAAACAAAAUAUAUUCUAUUACAAUUCCAA
This is a messenger RNA of Tigriopus californicus, 2496 nucleotides long. RefSeq names its product integral membrane protein GPR180-like. The coding region runs from base 777 to 2378 and encodes 533 amino acids. Lineage: Eukaryota; Metazoa; Arthropoda; Copepoda; Harpacticoida; Harpacticidae. The transcript has 6 exons. Gene Ontology annotation, biological process: response to pheromone; G protein-coupled receptor signaling pathway. The record is from RefSeq and is a predicted model, not a curated record.